AUGGUGGGCUUCCAACGCAAUGACAGUCUCACCCACGGCCAAAAGUUCCUUGCGGGCUGUUUUACCGGAAUGAUUGCGCGCCUAGUCACGCAGCCCAUAGACAUAGUGAAACUGCGGACUCAGUUGCAAAAGUCUCGGUACGGGAGACGCGUCAGCAUGUUAUCCAUAACCAAGAAGAUUAUCCAGGAGGAGGGUGUUAAAGCCCUCUUCCACGGCCACUGCAUCGGGCAGUUACACUCCAUAUUAGCGGUGUGCACACAAUUUUUCGUAUACGAAUUAACCACAAAAGAAGUUGUAUAUUCAGAAAUAGAUGAGAAGCAUAAGUCAAGAAUGGAGUUUGCGUGUGGCAUUUUUGCGGGCUGUUGUGCUGCCACAGUGGCCUUGCCUCUAGAAGUAAUAAGAGUGAGACAGAUGAUAGUCAAGGAACAGUAUAAGGGACUAUUAAAUGGCGCGAAAAGUGUAUACAACACGGGAGGCAUAUUGGCGUUCUACGAAGGCCUGUCUGCUUCUGUGCUACAAUACGGCCCGGCGGUAGGGGUGUCGUUCUCGGUGUUCCGUUUCAUGCAACCGCUGAUAUUGGGAAUGCUGCCGAGCUGCGGCCCAGAGUGUGACGCAACCCUGAGCGCCGCCCACAAACCCUCGCACGUGGUGCUGGCGAGCAUGGUGGCCGGCGCCACGGCCGGAUUCGUCUCGAAGACGGUGACCUACCCGUUCGAUCUCGUGAAGCGGCGUUUGCAAAUUGGCACGCACAAGGAAGACGAGCGUUACGCCACGCCGAGUACCGCUAGAAACCUGGUGCGGUGCACGAGAUUCCUUUCGUGCGUUGAGUCGAUCGUCAGGAGAGGCGGCGUCCGAGGACUGUACCAGGGCUGGCUAGUCACCGUCCUCAAGUCACAGCUGACUAGCGUUGUGGCGUUCACGACUUACGAGAGCACGUGCUUCUUUAUCAGGCAGUUCAAUGAAAGACAAUCCAAUGGUGGCACC
Iphiclides podalirius (scarce swallowtail) is the source of this 984-nucleotide messenger RNA. NCBI's taxonomy places the organism in Eukaryota, Metazoa, Arthropoda, Insecta, Lepidoptera, Papilionidae. The record is from the annotation of a GenBank genome assembly.